AUGUCAAGCGGAUCGACUGAGCUGGUUUUGAACAUAAAAUUCAACGGGAAACAUGUCUUAAUCGAUACCCUGAAUCCCGAUAACACAGUAGCAGAUUUGAAGAAUGCUUUAUUCGAUCGAACCCGCGUUCUUCCGCAAACGCAAAAAAUACUCGGUUUACGGACAGUCGAAAACGAACCCAUUACGGAUUCGCUUCCACUGUCUCGGCUUGUCAUUAAACCUAAUAGCAAAUUGAUGCUUAUUGGUUCGACGGAGGAGGCCAUACUCGAUGUGAGUGAAUCUUCCUCCACUACGCAAACACCAGAAAUUGUGGAUGAUUUUGAUUUCAAAGAAGAAGUUAACAUUGGUUUAUUGCCUGAGAAUUUGGAGAAAGUUAAACGGCGAAUAAAGGCUUAUCAACCCAGAAAACUGUGCGAUCCGAGACCCGGUAAACGCCUUUUGGUCCUUGACGUGGACUACACAAUAUUUGGUAAUUUUGUUUUCAUGUGA
Molecule: messenger RNA, 489 nt
Organism: Dicrocoelium dendriticum
Lineage: Eukaryota; Metazoa; Platyhelminthes; Trematoda; Plagiorchiida; Dicrocoeliidae
Source: the annotation of a GenBank genome assembly